AUGGAAUUCUGCGACCAGGAAGAGCAUAUAAAAAAAGAAUGCUUUCAAUUCAAAGAGUCAGUUAUAUUAAGACAACACUAUCAAGUGUUCAAAGAAAUCUUUAAGACAAAAGACAGAGACUAUCUUAGCAAAACAGCUCAAGAAGUAGAAAGUCUUCCAGAAACUGAAGAAAAAGAGAAAUUGAAAGAAGAAGCAAUAAAUGACAAAAUGGAAGACUCUCAGAAAGAAGCUAAACAAGCAACCACUUUCUCAGAAGCAGAACUUACAACAAGAGAUGAACUUGCACUAGACAGCCCAUCUUUUAAAGAUAAUAAUAAAGAGAAUAACCCUUCUUAA
Racocetra persica is the source of this 336-nucleotide messenger RNA. The record is from the annotation of a GenBank genome assembly. Lineage: Eukaryota; Fungi; Glomeromycota; Glomeromycetes; Diversisporales; Gigasporaceae.